Molecule: messenger RNA, 588 nt
Organism: Moesziomyces aphidis
Lineage: Eukaryota; Fungi; Basidiomycota; Ustilaginomycetes; Ustilaginales; Ustilaginaceae
Source: the annotation of a GenBank genome assembly
AUGAGGACCGACGCCAAGCCAGGCCAAGUGUUGGAGUACUUUGGUGCUGCGCGAGUCAGGGGCAGCAAGAUUGGAGGAAAGCCAAGCCCGGUCAUGCUGGUGUGGAUGGAGCGAAUCACCACGGCCAAGACAGGGGCUUGGCGGCAUGAAAGCUGGGCUUCGGAAUUGGCCGACUUCGUCAAUGCACGCUACACGCUACGGCGAUCCGAGCCCGGCGGGAAGCCAAGCCAGGUCGGAGCAGCGUUUGAGCCGCUGAGCACGACACAACAUCUAGCCUACACUGACGCCGACGUCAAUCGGAGCUUGGCUCCAUCAAGAGGCCGGGAGGUAGAGGCGGGCGAGUACGAGCAAAGGCAGGCACGCCGGUUUCAGCAUCGCGCCUGGGCUAGGCCGGGCUUGGAAUCUGCACUGGAGCGUAGCCAGCCGAGGUGCCGCGCCGAUGGCGAUGCGAGAGCACUUGGAACCAUAGCUUGCGUCGGGCGUCUCGGCACAGGUCCGUCGGAUACAGGACAUGGCUGGGCAGCAUUGAGCUGCGAUGGAGGUGGAUGCGACCAUGCAGGUGUCAGAGGCGAACGCAGCAGCGCCUAA